AUCAUGAGUCUCCUGUGGCAGGUAACUGUGCGCCGUGCCUGGUCCGCAGCCCUGCUCUGUGCAGUCUACCUCAUGGUACCAGCGUGGAGUGUGUCCGCCGCUCCCAACGGACCGCAGAACUGCCCGGCCGUCUGCUCCUGCAGUAACCAGUUCAGCAAGGUGGUGUGCACGCGCCGCGGCCUGGUCCAAGUUCCCCGGGGCAUUCCCAACAACACCCGUCAUCUCAACCUGAUGGAGAACUCCAUCGAGAUGAUCCAGGCCAACACCUUUCGUCACCUACUCCACCUGGAGGUGCUGCAGCUGGGUAGGAACUCCAUACGGCAGAUCGAGGUGGGGGCCUUUAACGGCCUGACCAGCCUCAACACCCUGGAGUUGUUCGACAACCGGUUGACGGUGAUACCCAGCGGGGCCUUCGAGUAUCUGUCGAAGCUGAGGGAGUUAUGGCUCAGGAACAACCCCAUCGAGAGUAUUCCGUCUAUCGCCUUCAACCGCGUGCCCUCCCUCAUGAGACUGGACCUCGGCGAGCUGAGGAAACUGGAAUAUAUUUCCGACGGCGCCUUUGAGGGAUUACACAAUUUGAAGUACCUUAAUCUUGGAAUGUGCAACUUGCGGGAGAUGCCCGUCCUCUCGCCGCUCGUCGGGCUGGAGGAACUGGAAAUCUCGGAGAACUACUUCCCGGAGCUCAAGCCCGGUGCGUUCCGGGGCCUGAAAUCCUUGAAAAAGCUCUGGAUUAUGAACUCUCGGAUCACCACCAUAGAGAGAAACGCUUUCGAUGAUGUCACGGCCUUGGUUGAACUUAACCUCGCCCACAACAACCUUAGCUCUUUGCCCCAUGAUCUUUUCGGGCCGUUGAGUUACCUGGUUGAGCUGCACCUUCACCACAACCCCUGGCGGUGCGACUGCGACGUGGUAUGGCUCUCCUGGUGGUUGAGAGAGUACAUCCCCACCAACUCCACCUGCUGCGGCCGUUGCCACUCCCCUCCACACCUGCGGGGGCGCUACCUGGUGGAGAUCGACCAGACUACCUUUCAGUGUUCGGCUCCCUACAUCAAAGACGCGCCCCGGGACCUGAACAUCUCAGCGGAGCGUGUGGCGGAGCUCAAGUGUCGAACCAUGGCUAUGGCCUCGGUGAGAUGGCUCUUGCCCAACGGGACGGUGUUGACACAUGGCUCCAACCACCCGCGGAUAUCCGUACUCAACGACGGGACGUUAAACUUCUCUAACGUCCUGCCCACCGACACGGGAGUGUACACUUGCAUGGUGGCCAACACAGCGGGCAACUCCAACGCUUCGGCCUACCUGAACGUCAGCACGGCGGAGAUCAACACGUCCAUCCUCAGCUACUUCACGACCGUGACGGUAGAGGUCACGGUUGAGCCCACUUCGGAGGAGGUGGUCAAACCGAAGACGGUAACGGCCUCGCCGUCCAUCUUUCAGCCGGUUUUCAUCUCCACCCCGACCGUGCUGCUGCAGACGCCGCGCCAGGUGUCUGUGCCGACCAUUCGGGGCACCGUGGGUCCACCCGCCAGUCUGGACGAGGUAAUGAAGACCACCAAGAUCAUUAUUGGCUGCUUCGUGGCCGUCACGCUGCUAGCGGCGGUCAUGCUGAUUGCCUUCUACAAACUACGCAAGCGUCACCAGCAGAGAGGGGCGGUGGCGGCCGCCAGAACUUCAGAAAUUAUUCAGAUGGAAGAGGACGUGAGCCCGGCCGCCACGGGGACCAGUAUACCAGGAGAGGGCGGAAUGGUACUGCCCAGUCUGAGAGACCACUACAGCACCUACAAACCCAACUACAGCUCCUACAAACCAGCACAUGCAGCACCAUGGACAGAGAACAACAUUGGUAACUCGUUGCACAGGUCCCGUCCCACGGCCAUCAGUACCAUUCAGGAACCCUAUCUUAUUACAACUCACAACAAAGAGAAGGUGCAGGAGACUCAGAUAUGA
Chanos chanos (milkfish) is the source of this 1947-nucleotide messenger RNA. It is a transcript of the gene lrrc4.2, whose product is annotated as leucine rich repeat containing 4.2. Gene Ontology annotation, biological process: modulation of chemical synaptic transmission; excitatory synapse assembly; postsynaptic density protein 95 clustering. Gene Ontology annotation, cellular component: plasma membrane; postsynaptic density membrane; glutamatergic synapse. Gene Ontology annotation, molecular function: protein binding. The coding region runs from base 4 to 1947 and encodes 647 amino acids. The transcript has a single exon. NCBI's taxonomy places the organism in Eukaryota, Metazoa, Chordata, Actinopteri, Gonorynchiformes, Chanidae. The record is from RefSeq and is a predicted model, not a curated record.